UCAUUCGACUAUUGCAGGUUAUGUGAAAUUGUGAGAACUUUUUUGUUGGAAAGUUGCGUUGAAAUAAGUGUUGAAAAUGACGCUGAGGUUCAAUCCUCCUGAGAUCAGGGAGAACCCCAAUGGUUGGGGGCCUCCCUUGGGAACUGUGCCGGAGAAGUUCAAGGACAUGCCUUAUCAACCGUUUUCGAAGGGCGAUCGGUUGGGAAAAGUAUCUGACUGGACUGGGGCCACUUAUCCUGACCGGAAAUACCAAAACAAGUACGCUUCGACUUACGGAGGAAACCAGCAGUAUGUUUACUCGUACUAUCAUGAAGAGGAUGAGAGCUCAUUCCAGCUGGUGGACACGACUCGUGCGCCCAAACCGCUCUAUCAGCGUGGGCGUUUUAUGCGUCGUGCUAAUCGAGGUCGCCAGCAGCAAACCAGGCAGAAUCAGCCUCAGAUUCUCCGUGGUUCGAAUCGACGAGGUCAGCAGCGAAAGAUGAAUCGAUGGGGCUACCGUGGACGAUAUGACCAUCAAAACAGAAUGCCCGUGAAGAUGCGUGAAUCAUCUGUAACGGUGAAACCAACCUGGAAAGUUGUUGAAGAAAUGGACUUCCCGAGACUCACCAAACUAUCGCUUCCGAAUGUUAGCGAUCCAGUUGAUCUGCGAUUGUGCGGAAAGAUGGAGUACUACGAUAGGUCAUUCGAUCGCGUGAAUACGAAAGUGGAGCGUCGUUUGAUCCGCAUUGACCGGAUCAACCACAAAGUCACGACCACUGACGACCCCAUUAUUCGCCAGUUGGCAAUGGAAGGAAAAGGAAACAUUUUCGCUACUGAUGUCAUUUUGGCCACGAUUAUGUGCUGCACGAGAUCUGUUUAUUCGUGGGACAUUGUCAUCGAUAAAGUGGAUGAUAAGCUUUUCUUUGACAAGCGAGACGACUCUGAAUUCGAUUUGCUCUCCGUGAAUGAGACGUCCAGCGAGCCACCACAGGAAGAAGGCGCGAGUAUCAACUCGCCACGAAACUUGGCCCUGGAAGCUCUAUUUAUUAACCACAACUUCUCUCAACAAGUAUUGCGCAUGAAUGAGGAGAGCUACAAGUUCCCUGAAGAAAAUCCAUUCGCGAUGGAAGGAGAAGAAGGAGAACUUGCGAGCGUAGGAUAUCGUUACCGUUCCUGGGAUCUGGGGAACGGAAUGCAGCUUGUUUCCCGUUGUGAACAUGAUGCUGUAUUGCCGGGACCGAAUGGCGAAGUCCAGUUUUUGAAUGUCAAGGCCUUGAAUGAGUGGGACCCUCGUUUUUCGGGCGGGAUUGAAUGGCGUCAGAAACUUGACACGCAGCGCGGAGCUGUACUGGCCAAUGAGUUGAAGAACAAUUCCAACAAACUGGCCAAGUGGACGAUCCAGGCAAUCAUGGCCGGCUCAGAUCACAUCAAAUUCGGCUAUGUUUCUCGCCAAACAGUCCGCGAUUCGGCCCGUCACGUCAUCCUCGGCACGCAACAGUUCAAGCCCGUGGAAUUCGCCAACCAAAUCAAUCUGAGUAUGGACAAUGCUUGGGGUAUUCUCCGAACUCUCGUGGACCUAUGCAUGAAGCUGCCCGACGGAAAGUAUUUGCUCAUAAAAGACCCCAACAAGCCGAUGGUGCGGCUGUACGACGUGCCGGACGACACGUUUGCGUCCGAUGCGGAAGACGAGGACGAGGACGGAGAAGAUGGUGAUGAAGAGGAUGAGGACGGCGAUGAAGGCGGAGAUGGGGAUGAGAAGAAGCAGAAGAAAAAGAAACCUGUUGCAGAUAAGGCCGAGGCCAGCGCUAAUGAUGUUCCUGUUCUUCGUAACGUGUCCCAGAAAUGUGUCAUGGAAAACGACGAGGAUUCUCAGACUGCGAUCGUGACCGCGGUGUUGGUCAGGAAACUGAAAUCCGGAUGGGCUCAGAGGGAUAUGGAGAGCUUUUUCGAAUGUUUGCAGGCCAACAUCGUCCGAGGGCGGAAUGCCAGAGAUUUUCUUUGUUGGAAAGACGUUCACGCACUUGCUCAGUCCGAAGAUUCUCAUUUCGACUUCGUUGCGUGGUUACUCCAUCAUAUAUUCGGCACGAUGCUGAAUGCCCCGGAAAAUGCGAAAGAUACAGAAAAAUACGCAAUCGUUAUAGCUGAUUGCUUCCUCAUGUUAGCGGACAGUAUGCCGAGUAUUUUCGAACGCAUUUUUUCUGCCACACUAGAUGAUCUCGAGUAUUUGUUGCUCAUGCUUUCAAGCAAUACGUCGGAGCGACGGUUCUUCGGCUUGAAGCCUGACUUUCAAACGGCUAAGUUGGAGUAUUUCCCUAUUAUCCAGGAUUCGGAACAGGUCCUUCUUCGGCUUAUGCAAGUAUUGAAGUAUGUGAUUGGAGAAACUCCGCUCGUCCAGCCAUUAUACUCUGAAAUGUGGAUCAAACUGGCGCAUGUUUUAGAACACGGUUCCUUGGGAAUGCAAGUACUAGCUCUCGAAUGUACUGAUCAAUUGGUGCAGGACUACGCCCCUGAUGACGCUUGCUGGAAAAUUAUUCUUGAACUAAUCGAAACGAACGUUUUCGGCCGAGGAAACUGCGUGUGUGAUGCGGAUUUAGAGGACAAAGUCAUGAUUGUUACGGGUCGAUUGUUGGAGAGUCAAGUUGAUGAGCAAGUGCCGGAUUAUUUUUCUUGUCAAGUAGCUGCCAUGACUCUCGACUUUUUUCCUGCUCCUCGUUGGCACCUAAUUGCUGAUAAAUGGAAGCGUGUUCUCAUGAAUCUGGUGGUCAAGACGGUGAAACUCGGGUUUCUGUCGGUUUCUGAUGAACAUCUUGAAAAAUUGGCGAUAGGAAAUUUUGGCUGGAUCGUUUUGGCCACGGUUGUAAAUCAGGAAAUGAGCAAAAAACUCGACCUCGCCCCAGAAACUCGGAAUGACCACGGAUCAAGAAAAAGGCGUCGCUCUGGGUCGUCGUUGAACGGCGUUUCAAAGCACGUUGCUCGACAUUGCGAUGAAAAAGUGCUUAAUGACUGCUACUCCGCCAUUUCCUGGUGCAUUCCACGAAUGUUGUUGACUGUGAUCCUCUGUACCGACGAAACAGCCGCAUCAGAUGCCUAUGAUUCUCUUCACCGGUUGUCGACAGAGUUGUUGAAGCUUGGAACGAUCCCCGAUUUUUGUAAGCUUUCUGCGGAUAUCGCAAGGGUUGCGCUUCUGCCAUUGCUGACCGUGGGGUCCAGUGAAAAUGAGGAUUUGUUGCGUUAUAUCAACCUGAUUGUGCCUGGGCCUACGAAAGCGUCAUGGGAAUGCAGUCGGUUACUCAGCUGUAACUGGAAGAACGUCGAGAAAGGAUUUAGGUUAUUGGCGUCCUUGCCUCGAGGAACGCAAUCCCCAGAUUUGCAAACGCGAUUGACUGUGGCUAAGCAAGUAUUUGAGGAAUCAACUGGAAAAUGGGCGACGAAGUGUCGUCGCAUGCUGCUUGAAAACGCUGGUUUGAUUUACGCAAAUUUUAAAAUGACCGGUUUUGCAUUCCUGAAAGCAAUCAUCGGGGGACAAGUGACACCUCUGCUAGCCUCCGAAGACGAAGCUCCUUUUGUGGCAAACUUACUCAAAUGGAUGCCCUGUGCCCUAAAUGGAAGUUUGGUGCUUCCAAAAUUUGAAGAUGAAGAUGGACCAGUUAUUUGCGCAUCUUGCGACAAUGGGGAUUUGUCAAUGCCUGCUCCGGUUCCCCGCCAAGGACACAAUGUUUUUGAAUCAGAAGCAGAUUUUGUCGAGUCCGUUUUUCUACGAGCAGCAGAAGUGUUGCAAGUGGCCAAGCUGGGUGCUCCAUUGGGGAAUUCGUUCGAACGCUGGAUGAAGCAUAACAUGACGAAUCCGUCUGCUGAAUUUAUCAAAAGUUUAUUUUUGGAGAUAUUCAAGGAUCAAAACAAUGGUCCAGAACGACAGUUGCUGCUCCGCCAAAUUCCAUGGUUGAUCGUUCGGGAAGAUGAAGUCAAGUUUCUUUCCGGAAAAUUUUGCUUUUCGUCACGCGGCUGCAUGCCUGUAGAGCUUGAAGAAGCUGUUCUUGCAUCUCGAGUGGAAUCGAAUUCAAUCGAAUCGUUGGAUGCCGCAUUGUUCGCUACUUUCGAUGAAGUGCUGGGACGCGAAGGAACUGAUGGCUGCCAGCGAACGGAUGUCAUUGUGGGAAUCGGCUCCUGUGCCAAGUUGCCGAGAUUGCAGGCUCGGUGUUUCAAAGCGCUGACGGAUGUACUGCUGUAUCAAGGAACACGAGGACUACGGGCCUCGGCUGCGAUGGAAAUUCAGCGCGUUGCGAAAUGGUUUGGAACAACUCCUCGAGCUUUAGCAGCUUUGCAUGCCGCCGAACUGGGUGCUUGUCUGGCGGCAUUCGUCGUCGAUCGUGGGGACGCCAAAGAAGGCGAACUCGUCUAUUAUCGCUCUCUCCAAGUUGCACUCGGAGAAGCGUGGGGCUUCGGGGAGCUAUCGAAUUCAUUUGACAUUCUGUUGCACAGAAUUGUUUGUCCUGUUAUUGUUGCCUCGCUGAGGCGGGAUGGUUCUUUCAAAGGAUUAGCAACGUUGGCUCAGUGGGUGGCAAGGGCCAAAUCAUUGCCGAAAGGACACAGGAUUCCGUUCAUGUUGCGGGAUUCAUUUCCGGCGAUGUUGAAUGAACUGCUGCUCAGUUAUUCAAUAAACCCCGAAGGCAUCCUGCGUGGCAUCACUCUUCUUGCGCUUCAGGAACACGAGCAGCAAAAGAUUACGAAGCAAUCCAAUAAAGCGGCGAAACUGCGUCGUGAAGAAAUCGCUGAAUUUCUUCGAUUGAGAAUUCUUGGGGCAUUGUGCGAAUUUGACUUGCUGUUCGUGAAGCCCAGCGUUUCUCUGGGAGAUAAGAUUGUUGCCGUACAAUCGCUGAAAGACAUUAUUGUAUUGCUGGGACCCGAAAUAGUGACCAACCUGAGGCACAAGUUCAUGAUGUCGUUGCGGACAUUGCAGCGAUUGCACGAGUCAGGAAUGGUCGCUGAACACGCUGUCGGUGCUUGGUCGAAUUUUGCUGCCAAUUUGCGUGAAGGAGCAGCCGGGACUUUGGCACGUGAGAUGGCGAUAAGUUUGGUCCCUUGGGCUGCCAUGCAACCUGUUGCCGUUUCGAACCUGGUUAAGGGGUUAUUUGCCAAGCAAAAGGAAUGGACUCAGGUCGUUUCCCCGCAACUUUUGGACAUAUCAUUUUUGCAGCUUCUAAAAAUUCCUCAGCUCGAUCGUGUUGUUGAGGAAAUAUAUUCGUCCUUGAAAAUAUCUCAGGGGUAUGAGACAGUGCAAGAAAUUCGGAAAGCAUUGGCUGGUUUGAAGCUGAAGGAUUCUGAGUUGAAGAAACAUGCGUUGAUGAAUCUAAAACGAUGUCUGACGACGGACGAUGAAACGGUUCUGGAUGUCGUCACAAACUUCCAGCAGAAUUCCGUGCUUAUUCAAGAAAUCGUAGAUGGAUUGAUGAUUUUGAGUCGCACGGCUGAUUCCGGUGUGUUGCCCGUCAUUGCUGAAUGCUUUGGGGCCGUGGGUGCUGUUGAUCCCGGACAGCUUCAGUUGACUCGAUUUACAGCCAACAAAGACUCGGAACAUUUUUUCACAAACAUCCGAGGGGAUGACUUUAUUAAAGAUCUCAUCCUGCGUUUGGUGGACGCGUUCCUGAGUCUGGAUUCGUUACACAAUCAAAACUGUUGCGCUUACGCUUUGCAGCAAGUCAUGAAGGCCUGUAAAGUCGGACCUGGGGCAAAGACUGCCUCUAAAUCAACCGGACAGAACUUGUGGAAGACGUUGGACGCUGGUACCAAAGAAGUGCUAAGCCCUUUACUCAAAUCGAUGUACAUGGUUAAGGACAGUGACAAAAGCGAGAAAACGUUCCAGUCGCCACUUUUCGGAUCGAGAUCGUAUUCAGAGUGGAUCACUGUCUGGCUGCUCGUUUUGAUGCAAUCAGUGAAUUCUUCGACGAAAGAGCUUCUGGAGGCCACUAAACCAAUCUUCAAAGUGGAUGUAGGAGUUGCGCAGCAUCUUCUUCCUUACGUCAUCUUGCAUGCCGUUAUCGAAGGCUCAGAUGCUGAUCGAGAAAACAUUCGGAAAGAGAUCUUUUCGGUGCUGGGGGCAUCGGCAUCCAGAUGUCGCAAGUGGAUGGAAAACGACGAAUUGUCGCUGUCUUGCGACCAUACACAAAUGCCGAGCGAAAAUCAAAUUAGUGAAGGGCUUGCUGUCAGUCGGAUGAAUGAUAAAUCUUCAAUGGAUGAAAAUGCCGGAAGGAAAAGGCAUACUGAGGAUAGUGCGUUUCAUUGUGCUCAGACUGUUUUCACCGCUUUGGACUACCUCACUGUGUGGGCGCUGAAAAUGAAAGCAUCGCUGAUGCAGUCAACCGAAAGAAGCGAAGAGUCCGUGUCGAGGGUAGAAAAUUUCUUGAAUAAAAUUGAUCAGCUCACCCUGGCUGAAGCUGCACUGGGCUGCCAUGCUUUUCGGAGAGCUCUGAAACACAUGGAGUCGUAUUUGUUAAUCUCUCAUGGUGAAAUCCAGAAUAAACUACGAUUUCUCCAGUAUGUGUAUCUUCACUUGGACGAAAGUGACGGAGUUGCCGGUGUUUCUGCGAUCAGGUCUGCUCCACCAAACCUCCGUGAACAGAUCGCGGAUCAUGAAGCGAGUGGGAAGUUACAUCAUGCUUUGGUGACUUACGAAAAGGCAUUGCGACAAAAUCCGAAUUCCACAUUUCUCCUCACGGGGAAGUUGAGAACCUUGAUGGACAUGGAUCAGUGUCAGACUGCCCUGAUGUUGUGCCAGAGUAUGGAGGCCACGAAGUCCUCAUUGCCGAGUUUGGCGGAGUUUCAAGUGGAAGCUUCUUGGCGUCUGGGAAAUUGGGAUACGUUGUCGAAGCUUCAAAAUUCAACGGAAAGGAAUGAGCGUUCUUGGUCGGUGGAAAUAGGGAAAGCUCUCGCAACCGCGUAUACUGACGGACCGUGGACUGGAAUCGAACAGCAUUUGAAAAUUUUACGAACGCUGGAAGUGGAACCUUUGACAACAGCUAGUCUGGAAAUCGGUUCCUAUACGCUGGCCUACAGUCAUAUCUUGAGACUGCACUUAGUCCACGAGAUGGAGGCUGGCUUGAAGGUACUUGUUCGUUGGAAGGAUUCGUGGCAGAAACGACGUCCGGAAGCGGAACGCAUUUACCAACUGGAAAAACUCGUAUCUUCGUGGAACUCGAGGGCUGGACUGGUUCAGCACAGCUUACGUGUCAUAGAGCCUUUGCAGGCGUUGCGUAGGUCUACGUUGGGACUCUUGGCGUCUGUUGCGUCGUCCAAAAAUGACGGAGAUUCGUUGGUGCGCCGAGUCAACGACGAAAUCGACCGUUCUUGGCUGCUUAGCGCAAAAGCCGCGAGAAAGUCACAGCAUUAUCAUCGGGCGUAUUCGUGUCUCUUGAAUGCUGAAAGACCGAUUAUUGAUGCCGAGCCAGGCUCGGCGGCGAGUCUGCUACGUGCUGAAGUACUGAUCGAAAAAGCAAAACUGGACUGGAAAAAUGGCAAUCAGGAAGAAGCCAUGCGACUGCUCAACUCCAGCGUCGAAUUUUACCUGACUCCUCAAGGUGCAGACGCCGACAUCAGUGUAGACAAAGACAUGGCUGCCAUGACAAGACUGUUGCUGACGCAGUAUUGGGAGGAAGCGGGUUAUCAGGACUCUGCAAAGAUCCGAUCGAGUUACGAGCGAGUUUGUCAGAUGAGUUCUGAUUGGGAACAAGGGUAUUUUUAUCUGGCCAAAUAUCUUGACAAGGUGCAUUCUUCAAAAGGCGAUCGUAGCCGAGAGCUUCAGCCGGACCUGGUGCACACGAUUGUCACAUCGUAUGGAAAGAGCCUGGUUUACGGGUUCCGUCAUGUUUACGAAGCUUUACCCCGAUUGCUGACCUUGUGGAUGGAGUUCGGUACAGCGAUUGAAACCGUUCGGUCCAGUUCUAGUAAAUCCGGAACAGCCAGUAAUGCUCAAAGCAUUAUGCGAGUCCAGCAGAAUCUGAAGGAACUGACGAAAACCGUUUCGGAAACAUUCGAUUCCCUGCCAAACUUCGUCCUCAUGACAUGCUUCAACCAGCUGUUAUCCCGUAUCUGCCACCCGUCCGACGUGGUCUACGACGCUUUGAGGACCUGGAUUGCGAGAUUGGUCGGUACUUACUACCGACAAGCCAUUUGGAUGCUGCUCGCGGUACUUAAGUCGUCGCACGAUGUGCGACGGAAUCGGUGUCAUCAGAUUCUGCAGACGGCCAAGCAGCGGCUGCCUGCCGACACGAGGACUCAAGUCAGCAAAGUCAUGGACGACACAUUGACGUUUUCAGAUUUGCUUUUGAAGCUGUCUGAGCAUGGACUCAAAACACCUGGGAGUAGCGGCGGUGGUUUAAAAGGGCCUCUGAGCAUGUCGACACAUUUUCCGGAAUUGGUGAAGUUGCUGGGAAGCGCGACAUUUUCCCAAGUACUCAUUCCCGUUUCGUCGUUGAUGUCGGUCACGUUUCCGAGUGGACCUGGAGAAGCUUUGGACGAGUCUGACGACGCAAAUGUCAAUCUGGCGACUCAAUGGCAGUGCAAACGGAACCGAUCGCAUGAUUGGAAAGCUUAUCAUCCAUUUCCCAAGCGAGAGGUUUACUUCAAAAAUUUUGAAGAAAAAGUGAUUGUGAUGAAGUCCUUGCAAAUGCCGAAGAAAAUUUCUGCCGUGGGUUCCGAUGGGAAAAUAUAUGGAUUCUUAUGCAAGGCUAGAGACGAUUUGAGGAAAGACUGUCGUCUCCUGGAGUUCACGAAUUUGGUGAAUCGGUGUUUAAAACAAGAUGCAGAGGCUCGGAAGAAAGCUUUACAAAUACGGACUUACCACGUCUCGCCAUUGAAUGAGGACUGCGGAAUUAUCGAAUGGGUGCCGAAUUGUCUCACCUUGCGGCAGAUUUUGAAUGAUCAAUAUUUGCAGCGCGGUGCAAUGCUGGACUACGUGAGGAAGCAUGCGUUGGCGAACAAUGUCCCGUUGGAGAAGAAGCGAGAUUGGUUCUUGAACACAAUUUUGCCGCGUUAUCCGACUGUUCUGCCGUAUUGGUUUCAAACCAGUUUCCCCGAUCCGCAGGCAUGGUACGCUGCUCGUUCCGCUUUUGUUCGGACGACGUCUGUUAUUUCCAUUAUCGGAUACAUUCUUGGUCUCGGUGACAGACAUUGUGAGAACAUUCUGAUGGAUGCCGUGACGGGUGACGUCAUGCACGUCGACUUCAACUGCUUGUUCAACCGCGGGGAAUUGUUCGAGGUACCGGAACGAGUUCCUUUUCGCCUGACGCACAACAUCGUGGGUGCCAUGGGUCCCACGGGUUACGAGGGUGCAUUUCGCCGUGGGUGCGAGACCACGUUGAGAGUGGUGAGAGAGCAUCGGGAUUCUUUUGUAUCCGUGCUGCAAUCGUUCGUGUAUGACCCGUCAUUGGACUUGGUCGGGCCGCCUAGACGCGGCUCCAAGGACCCGUCGCAUGAAGCUGGGGUUCUGGAACGAGCUAAUGCUGUUGUUCUGGAUGUUGAAGAGCGAAUUCGGGGAGUUUUGCGAGUGAGACAAUACCGGGGAAGUGCGCAGCCCGCUGGUCGUCCGCAACUCGUUUCCAAGUUGCCACUAUCUAUCGAGGGACACGUUAAUCAUGUAAUUCAAGAGGCGACUAAUGUUGAUAAUUUGUGCCAGAUGUUCAUGGGUUGGGCUCCGCACAUGUGAAUCGGUACAUUUCUUAUGUGCAUUGGGAUACAUUUUGUCACGAUUUUGUUACUAGAUACA
Molecule: messenger RNA, 9736 nt
Organism: Notodromas monacha
Lineage: Eukaryota; Metazoa; Arthropoda; Ostracoda; Podocopida; Cyprididae
Source: the annotation of a GenBank genome assembly